Messenger RNA from Arachis stenosperma, 3429 nucleotides. Its product is annotated as receptor-like protein 43. Gene Ontology annotation, molecular function: protein binding. The coding region runs from base 23 to 3136 and encodes 1037 amino acids. The record is from RefSeq and is a predicted model, not a curated record. The transcript is spliced from 2 exons. NCBI's taxonomy places the organism in Eukaryota, Viridiplantae, Streptophyta, Magnoliopsida, Fabales, Fabaceae.
CAAAUUAAAUAUCAUCAAUAAUAUGUUUUAUUAUAUUCCACUAAAAAUGGGAAUUAGAUACCAAAAUGUUGCUGCAUGCGCAGCACUGGUACUUUUGAUGGUAAUGGCUGAAAUUGCAGGCAUUUGUGCAAAUUCAAGUACUCUCCUCCACUCUCCAUGUCUUGAAAGAGAGAGGCAAGCUCUUGUGAAGUUCAAAGCAUCCCUGAGUGAUCCAUUUAACAUGCUUUCCUCCUGGCAUGGCCAUGACUGUUGCCGAUGGGAAGGGAUCGGCUGCGACAAUGUUACUGGUCAUGUUGUCAUGCUUGAUCUCGCCUCUCCUUGCGAUCAAUAUUUAGAAGCUGGGAAUGUUAAUUCAUCGCUGCUGGAACUGGAAUACUUGACUCAUUUGGACUUGACUGGAAUUUAUUUCCAUCAGAGUCACAUACCGAUGUUCAUUGGUUCUAUGCACCGCCUGAGCUAUUUGUCCCUCUCUGAUGCUGGUUUUGGCGGGAAAAUACCCAGCAAUCUUGGAAAUCUUACCAACCUCCAAUUUCUUGAUCUGAGUUGGAAUGAAUUUUCACCAGCCAGCAACAUCAAUUGGAUUUCUCAACUGUCAUUGCUGGAGCAUCUCGACAUGAACCAGGCUUAUUACGAAACAUUUCAGGUUAAUAUUAUUAAUCUCACCAUCAUUGCUCCUAAACUUCAAUUCCUAAGUCUUGCUGCCAAUGGACUUAGUGUGUCAAAUUUGGAUGCUUUACAAAACAUGACAUCUCUUGUGCAUCUUGAUCUUGGUGGGAACAAUCUUACUUCAAUUCCAUCUUGGUUUGGCAACUUUAAAAAACUUGAGUAUCUUGAUCUUUCAGGGUGUGGGCUUCAUGGUCCAAUUCCAAAUGCUUUUCAAAAUGCAACUUCUAUUGAAUUAUUAAACCUUUCUGAGAAUAAUUUUGACUCUCUUCCAUCUUGGUUUCACAAGUUUGAGAAACUCAAGCAUCUUUUUCUUUCAUCUAAUAACUUCCAUGGUACAAUUCCGGAUGCUUUACAAAAUAUGACUAGCAUUGAGUUCCUUGACCUUUCUGACAACUCUUUCACUUCGCUUCCAUCUUGGUUUGUUGAGUUAAAGAAACUUGUCUAUCUCAGUCUUUCAAGUAAUAAAUUAACAUAUAUGGAAUGUUCCAUUUCAUCCAUUUUAAAACAUAUGUGUCACCUGAAAAGGUUAUAUAUAGGAGGAAGCAACCUCCUAACAGAAUCCAUUGGAAACAAUGAUUUGUCUACCUGCAUUAGACAUGAUUUGGAGGAUCUUGACUUGAGUGAAAAUAACUUUAAUGAUUAUUUGCCAUCUUGGUUAGGACAACUUGAAAAUCUAGGCAAUCUCUAUCUCCAAGAUAAUUUUUUCUAUGGUCCCAUUCCCUCUUCUUUUGGAAAAUUACUGAAUUUGAAGAAUUUAUAUUUGUCCAAUAAUAAAUUAGAAGGGAACCUUCCUAAUUUCAUGGGACAACUUGUAAAUUUACAACAUUUUGAUGUCUCAAAUAAUUAUUUAGAGGGAAUUAUUCCUGAAAAUCUUGGAAAACUUGUAAAUUUACAAGUUCUUGAUGUCUCAAAUAAUUAUUUAAUGGGAUCCAUUCCUUCGAGUCUUGGUCAACUAAUAAAUCUAACUAACCUUGAUUUGUCAAAUAAUUAUUUAAAAGGAAUCAUACCUACAAGUCUUAACCAACUUGUAAAUCUUAAUCGGCUUGAUCUUUCAAGGAAUAAACUAGAUGGGAGAAUUUGUAUUAAUUUUCAAAAACUUGGGGUUCUAUCAUACUUGGAUCUAUCUUCAAACAAUUUGAAUGGACCCAUUACAGGGGAAGAAAGUUGGCCUUUGCUUAUCCCAGAAAUGGUGUAUUUGAAUCUCUCCCAUAAUCAAAUCAGUGGCUCACUUCCUGAACAUAUUGGUCAUAUAAUGCCCUCUUUGGGGGACUUGAUUCUUGGAAAUAAUCUCAUAAAUGGUUCAAUUCCAAAAUCAUUGUGCCAAGUUGAUUUGCAUAUCCUUGACCUUUCAAAUAACAGGCUAUCUGGUAAAAUCCCCAAUUGUUGGAAAGAUAACAAAGUAUGGGAAGAAAUAAAUUUGUCAUCCAACAAACUCUCAGGGGAUGUUCCAAGUUCAUUUGGGAAUCUUUCCUCUCUAAGAUGGUUGCAUUUGAACAAUAACCGUCUUCAUGGAGAGUUUCUAGCAUCUAUGACAAAUUUGCCACAUUUAUUGAUUAUGGAUCUCGGAGAGAAUCAACUUUCUGGCACCAUCCCAUCAUGGAGUGCUAACACAUUUUCUUCACUACAAAUUCUAAGAUUGCAGCAAAACAUGCUGAGUGGUAGCAUUCCUUCACAGAUAUGUGAACUAUCAUCACUUAAAAUCUUGGACCUUUCUCGCAACAAUUUAAAUGGUUCAAUACCUUGUUGCAUAGGCAAUCUUGGAGGAAUGACUCUUGAGGCUUCCACUUUGUCUCCUACUUCUCAAUCCCACUUUGUACGAGUAUUUGAAUGGGGUUGGGAAGCUAACGAUGUUAUAGAAGCCAUGAAAGGAAGAGAACUUGACUACAUAAGAAUCUUGAAGCUUGUAGUCAUCAUGGAUUUGUCCCAGAAUAAUUUGGUUGGCUCCAUUCCAAAAGGAAUAACAUUGCUCAAUGCUUUGCAUAGCUUGAAUCUAUCAAACAAUCAUUUGAUCGGAAAGAUCCCUUACAUGAUACGGGAUAUGACAUCACUUGAAUCCUUUGACGUUUCAAGUAACAAACUCUCCGGUACAAUUCCAAGCAGCAUGAUAGCUUUAACAUUACUAACUCAUUUAAACUUGUCAUACAAUAACUUCUCUGGACCAAUUCCCACAUAUAACCAGUUUUUAACUUAUGAUUCAUCAAGUUAUGAUGGAAACCCAUAUCUUUGUGGAUCUCCUCUACCCAACGAAUGUGGUCCACAUCAAGUUCCUGGGAGCAAUGAAUUUGAAGAUGAACACAGACCGACCAAAAAAAAAAAAAAGAUGAAGACAGCAAAGCAGAUAGGUUGGAAAAGUGGUUGUUUUACUUUGUUAUUGCAAUUGGCUUUGCUACUGGGUUUUGGUGAGUUAUUGGGACUUUGUGGUUUAAUAAAACUUGGAGGCACGCUUACUUCAGAUGGGUGGAAGAUUUAGCCGACACGAUCUAUGUCACAACUACAAUAAGAAGUGGAUGAUGAUGAGAAGCCGUGUUGUUGCUUGAUCAUGUAUUCAUGUGUGUUUUUAUUUUUAUUUUGAAGAAUCAAAGGUGGAAAUAAAUUAAGGAAAGUGAAUGAUGUUUGAUGCAUGUAUGAAUGUAUGUGUAUGCAUGAAUUUGUAAUAGAGAUUGUCAUUUGAUGUUUAAUCUCCUGAAGAACCUCUGCAUAAAACAGAACAACAUAUCUAACAAAAUUAUAAAUUGAAGUUGAGUUUAUAGCUCCCUUCUGCAA